Molecule: messenger RNA, 1380 nt
Organism: Nicotiana attenuata
Lineage: Eukaryota; Viridiplantae; Streptophyta; Magnoliopsida; Solanales; Solanaceae
Product: F-box/LRR-repeat protein 25-like
Exons: 3
Coding region: 56-1213 (385 amino acids)
Molecular function (GO): protein binding
Source: RefSeq, a predicted model, not a curated record
CAUCAGCUCCAACUCUACAGUAGAGAGGGUUCCAAAUCCAUUUGGACCCAAAAUCAUGGCUUCUUCCAGCAAAGAUGACGGCUUUACAUGUAGUAGUAGUAAUUUGGGAAAUCCUCCACCGUCGAAGAAACAGAAAGAGACUGACAUUGAAGAAACCCUAGACCGACUCAGUGAGCUGCCCGACCCACUCCUUGUUCAAAUUCUCUCUCUUUUGCGGACAAAAGACGCAUUCAGAACAUUUAUUCUCUCAAAAAGGUGGCACUAUCUCUGGACUUUUGCUUGUAACUUCAAUUUCAAUCGUAGAAAUUACAUCGGGGGGAUGACAGAAGAAUUCGCAUCCUUUAUUGACUAUGUAUUACAUCAUUCCGUUUCUUCCAAAAUUAAAAAGUUUGCCCUCAACUGCACUCACCCGGAUCGGUAUUACUCUUCGGAAGGAGGUCAUGUAGUACACGACUCGCAAAUCUGCAGAUGGCUUACUUUUGCUGUUGAAAAAAAUGUGGAAGCUGUUGAAUUAUAUUCAAAUGUUGAGGAUGGCUGUUGCACGUUGCCUGAAUCUUUCUGCGCCUGUUCGUCUUUGAUAUCUUUAGUAUUUUCUAGUUGUUGCUUAGGUCCUGACAUCGUCGUAUCGUGGAAGUCUCUGAAGAGCAUACACUUGGAGUUUUUGGGCUUAUGGGAUGAACAUAUUGUGAACUUACUCUCAGGUUGUCCUGCUUUGGAAACUAUGGAACUAUAUUGUGUUUGGGAGUUUAGUCGCCUCGACAUUAGGUCUUCAAAAUUGAAGAGACUGAAGCUGAAAAAUUAUACGUUGCUUGAUGAUGGAAGAGAUCAUUCCUUGGAAAUUAUUGCCCCCUAUCUUCAGCAUCUGGAGAUUUCAGGAGAGCUUUAUGACCUCAAGUGUAGGCUUGUGGAUGUGUCCUCCUUGGUUAGUGCUAAGCUUACUUUCAAUAUUAUAUGUAUCAAAGACGUCUUCGCUAUUAAUGCCGAAGAAUUUGAUGAUGCGGAAGAUAGUUGUGGUGACUAUCAUCAAGUUUUUAGGAACCUUGUCCAAGAUUAUCUUCAAAAGUUGAGUUGUGCAACCGAGGUAACAAUGGGAAGUUGGUUCACGGAGGUCCUGUGCAUGUUGCAGUUCAAAGGAGUGCCGGUUCCAGAAUGGAAAUGCAAAUAUCUAGCGCUGGAGUUGCAUAUGAAAAAGUUUAAUUUGUAUGGCAAAUGAGCUCUGAAAUGAAAAGGAUUAUUGCACUAUCAAUCUUUUCUUGGGUUACCUCCGCCAUGAAUCUUUAUGAUAUGCCUGAAAAUUCCCGCUGCCGCUUUGAGUUAAUAUAUUUGGCCGAAGGAGAUGAUAUUGAUUUGCAGAAUGGGUUAUCAAGCUUUGCAUUUCCC